This is a messenger RNA of Aspergillus aculeatinus CBS 121060, 1848 nucleotides long. Its product is annotated as AMP-binding enzyme. Bases 38 to 1699 code for a protein of 553 amino acids. The transcript is spliced from 3 exons. NCBI's taxonomy places the organism in Eukaryota, Fungi, Ascomycota, Eurotiomycetes, Eurotiales, Aspergillaceae. The record is from RefSeq and is a predicted model, not a curated record.
GUAUUUCCUUCUUAUUUUUACUCUGCAUCUUAUCACCAUGUCUAUCACGGAAAGUAUCUUCCCUCUCCCUGGCGUGCAGCACGGAAAGCGGAUCAUCGCUUCUGUGAUCGAGGCGAGAGCGAAAAAGGAUGAUGAUGCCCCCUGGGUCUCUCUGCCCAUCGACGACGAGAACAUGUCACUGGGCUUCAAAGACAUUUCUUUUCGAACUUUCAAUAAUGCAGCCAACCACGCCGCUCACUGGCUCCGACAAAACCUCCCCGAAACCACGGAGCCAUUCCAGAAAUUCGCCUAUGCUGGACCGAAAGACCUUCGCUAUCCAAUCCUGGCAGUCGCCGCCGCGAAACUGCAAAAAGUGCUUAUCCUCCCCUCCCCGCUGGUAACGGCGGAAGCACAACGCCGCAUUCUGGAGUCACAAAAGUGCACCGUGUACCUGCGUCCAUCGACCAUGAAAGCUCAGGUAGAUGCGAUUCUGCAUGAUGCACCCCACAUCCAGACAAUCGACAUCCCAGACCUUGAACAGUUCCUUAAAGUGACCGAAUCAGAGCCCGUCACAUACAGCAAAACAUGGGACGAGGGCAAAAACGACCCGUGGCUGGUGUUCCACACCUCGGGGACGACCGGAAACCCCAAGCCGGUGACCUGGACGCACCGGAUGAUGGCCUCGAUCGACAUGAUGGCAGCCGCCCCGAACAUCAAGGACAGCAUGGUUCACCGCGCCGCCAACCACCGACUCUUCACCCCGAUCCCCUCACUCCACCUAACCGGAAUGAUGCUCAUCCUCGCCACAACAACCUACGUAAACAUGACCGCCGUCCUCGGCCCAUCCACAGCCCUCACCCCGGCCACCGUGAUCUCUGUCUUCCAAAACGCCCACAUAGACGGCACCCUCCUCCCACCAGCCCUAAUCGACGGCCUCUGCCUGUCAGAAGCCGGACUAGCUGCCCUCCGCAGUCUCAGCUUCCUGAUGUACACCGGGGCCCCGUUAGCCGCCAAAUCCGCCGCGCUGCUGACCCCCUACAUCCCCGUGGUUAUUAACGGAGUGGGCACCACCGAAGCAGGGGGAUACUUCGCGACGCACCACGAGCACCGCGACGCCGACGCGUACCUGUGGCUAUCGUUUGCGCAGCAGAAGGGCGCAACGUUCGAGCCCCGCACCGCCGACGGGCUGCACGAGCUGGUGUUCGUCCGCGAUGAUCCCGCCACAAUCGCCAAGAAUGUAGAUCUAGAUGCAGACGACGAACCCGUCAUCUUCCAGACCUACCCGCAUCUCACGCGGUUCGAGACCCACGACCUCUGGCGCCCGCACCCCGUCCACAGGGACCUGUGGCAGAUCGUCGGCCGCACGGAUGACUACGUGCCCCUCUCGCAUAGUGAUGGGCUGCAUGCUUCGUCGCUGGAGCCGGAGAUCACGGCCCAUCCUGCUGUCAGGGCGGCGUUGAUCGGGGGCCAUGGGCGGGCCAAGCCGGUGCUGCUGGUGCAGUUGGUGGAGGGGAUGACGGCGUCGGAGUUUGAGGUCGAGAGUCUCCGGCCCUAUGUGGACAAGGUGAACGCGCGGGUUCACGAGUGUGUGCGGUUGGAGAUGGGGCGGGUGAUUGUGGCCAGCGAGGAGAAACCGUUUCUGUACACGGCGAAGCAGAGUGUCGCGCGGAUGCAGAGUUUGGGGCUGUAUGAGGCGGAGAUUGAGGCGUUGGAGGAGUAGGGUUGUUCUGAUGCUUUCUCGGGGGUAUGAGGUUGUGGGGACUGUGCUGGAUAUGUUGACAUUAUGGAAGGUGGUAAGGACUAUUGUUCCCGUCUUUCCCGUAGCAGCAGCAGACUUCAUGGGUCAUCAAUGGAAUAUACAUAUUUAUC